Staurois parvus is the source of this 323-nucleotide messenger RNA. The record is from the annotation of a GenBank genome assembly. Lineage: Eukaryota; Metazoa; Chordata; Amphibia; Anura; Ranidae.
AUGUAUGUGAAAUGGGUUGAUACAGUAAUGUUAUACUAUGUGAUUUUAGUGAUUUUAGUGAAUGUCACUUUUUGUCAUUUUCAAAUUUCCCGACGUUCCGUCCCCCGUACGUCCCGACGCUCGCAGGGGACAGAACCCAGAUGACAGAUGCCGGCAUCCGCCGGAUUACAUUGCCGGGGACACUGCAGGAGGGACAUCGCGGGAGCGCAGGACAAGGUAAGUGAAGAACAGAUGCCGGAGCAGCGCCGCAUGGUAUUCCCGAGUGUAGCUCAGGGUUACCGCUUGUGCUACACUCGGGAAUACCGCCAGGGAGGUUAAGGCAA